This is a messenger RNA of Necator americanus (New World hookworm), 2841 nucleotides long. RefSeq lists its product as uncharacterized. Gene Ontology annotation, molecular function: catalytic activity. NCBI's taxonomy places the organism in Eukaryota, Metazoa, Nematoda, Chromadorea, Rhabditida, Ancylostomatidae. The transcript has a single exon. The coding region runs from base 1 to 2841 and encodes 946 amino acids. The record is from RefSeq and is a predicted model, not a curated record.
AUGGCGAUCUGUACUUAUAACGCACGUACGCUUGCAUCGGAAGCGGCCAUCGAAGAUCUGAUGAUGCAAGCCAAGAAGAUCAAGUACGACGUCAUCGGACUGACCGAGACGAGACGACGUCACCCUCUCAACGCCGUAUAUGAAACUGGAGAAGAACUGUUCUUAGGAACAUGCGACAGUAGAGGUGUUGGUGGAGUUGGCGUCCUCGUCAACACGAGUAUGGCAAAGAACAUCGACUCUUUUGAACAACUUACGACCCGAAUCGGACGUCUGCGGAUGAGAAGAUGUGGCCCAAUACCAGCUUUGACUAUCUUCGUCGUUUACGCUCCAACAUCAAGCUACGAAGAAGAAGAAGUCGAAGCUUUCUAUAUGGACCUGGAGAAGUUCUACCAAGAAGAUCAUGCCUUCUACAAGGUCAUAGUUGGCGAUUUCAACGCUAAGGUUGGCCCAAGAAGAACGCCGGAGGAACUUCACAUCGGGACCCACGGCCUACAAUGGAAUGACCAGGGAGAGAGGCUCGCCGAGUUCAUCAUGACGACUAAGACCAUCCAUGGGAACUCGCAAUUUCAGAAGCCCUCUUCUUUACGCUGGACGUGGGAGUCACCCGGUGGAGGGUACCGUAAUGAAAUAGACCACAUCAUCGUCAAUAAAAGGUUCUGCCUGACGGACGUCGGUGUUGUACCAAAGUUCUAUACGGGAUCGGACCAUCGCCUCCUCCGAGGAAGAUUUUCCUUCACAAGGAGAGCAGAGAAAGCCGCCAAGUUCAGAGAGAGAAAUCCCAGGACUACCAUCAACUGGGAUCUCUUCGCUACGCUGGCCGGCUUUUGGGAAGAUUCUGCAAUGGACAACAUCGACGAGGAAUAUGACCGGCUUGUCGAACACCUUCACGACUGCGCGAAGAAGGCUGAGAGUUUUAAAACCACCAGGAGACGCCUGUCUCUUGAAACUCUUGAGCUGAUACGCCAGCGUGGAGCAGCACGAGCCGCAGGGAACCAAGAACUCACGUCCGAGCUCGCAAGGCUUUGCCGAGAGGCGAUAAAGGAAGACCUUAAAGAGAGAAGAGCAGAAGUGCUGGCUGAAGCUGCAGAGGCGGGGAAAAGCAUCCGCUAUGCCCGUCGAGACUUCGCCAGUCGCAAGACGAGGAUGACUGCUCUCCGGAACCCAAAGGGAACAGCCAUUGCAUCGAGAAGGGGGAUGGAGAAAAUCAUCUACGACUUCUACUCUGAUCUCUUCGACAGCCAUGUCCACUUGCCUCCUCACCAUCUGAGGGAAGAUGGACAAGUCAUUCCAGAGGUUCUCCCGUCCGAAAUACGACAUGCUAUCAUGUCGGUAAGAAAUCGUACGGCACCCGGUCCCGACAGAAUAAGACCAGAACACCUGAAGAGCCUUCCGCCAGUACUCAUCAACACCCUGGCGAGGCUCUUUACACGUUAUCUGUCGGAAUGCAAGGUUCCUAAACAGUGGAAGACCAGCAAGACCGUGUUGUUGUAUAAAAAGGGAGAUCCACAUGACAUCGGCAACUAUCGCCCAAUCUGCCUACUGUCCGUCAUCUACAAGCUCUUUACAAGAGUAAUCCUUAAUAGGAUUGAAAAAGUCUUGGAUGAAGGACAGCCAUGCGAGCAAGCAGGGUUUCGAAAAGGAUUCAGCACGAUUGACCACAUUCACACUGUUUCGAAACUCAUCGAGGUAUCACGAGAGUACAAGAUGCCGCUCUGUCUCACCUUCAUCGACUUAAAGAAGGCUUUCGACUCGGUUGAGACGGAAGCGGUCGUGGAAGCCUUGGACAACCAAGGCGUCCCUACUCAGUAUAUUAAGGUACUUCGAGAGUUGUACAGUAACUUCACGACCGGAAUUUCGCCAUUCUACAAGAACAUCAUCAUUGACGUGAAGAGGGGGGUCCGACAGGGUGAUACAAUUUCACCCAAAAUAUUCACAGCCACCCUCGAGAACGCAAUGCGAAAGUUGGAAUGGGACGACAUGGGAGUGAAGGUUGAUGGUCGGCAGCUACACCAUUUGCGCUUUGCUGAUGACAUCGUACUGAUAACACCUAGCAUCAGCCAAGCGGAACGAAUGCUGACCGAAUUCGACGAAACAUGUGGAUGCAUCGGUCUUCAGCUGAAUCUACAAAAGACGAUGUUCAUGCGGAACGGAUGGGUCUCAGAUGCCCCAUUCACGCUCAACGGAACGAACAUAUCCGAAUGCACCAGCUACGUUUAUCUGGGUCGGGAACUGAACAUGAUGAACGACCUGACCCCCGAGCUGGGCAGGAGGAGACGAGCGGCUUGGGGAGCGUACAAGAGCAUCGAGGAUGUAGUGAAGAAGACCAGGAACACCCGGCUCCGUGCUCACCUCUUCAACACCACCGUACUUCCUGCUUUGACCUAUGCUUCGGAAACCUGGGCAUUUCGCAAGCAGGAAGAAAACGCGGUGAGCGUCAUUGAACGCGCAAUUGAGAGAGUGAUGCUAGGAGUAUCCCGUUUCACGCAAGUGAGGGACGGGAUUCGAAGUUCCCUCCUACGUCAGCGAUCGAAGGUUAGAGACGCCGCCGCGUUUGCCAAGGAAAGUAAAAUAAGGUGGGCCGGACACGUGAUGCGCUUUGAUGACAACCGCUGGACCAGAGCCGUGAGCGACUGGGUUCCCCGCGAUAUUAAGCGCACUACAGGAAGACCGCCGACCCGAUGGUCAGAUUUCUUCACGAAGUCCUUGAAAGAAAAAUAUGAUGCUCUUCGUGUCCCACGCGAAAGGAGGAACCACUGGGCUACUCUGGCACGCGAUCGGGACAAAUGGAAGAAUUACUGGCGCCCGCUCGACCAGUUCGAAGAUCAACGGGAGUCAAGGUGA